AUGUCGCCACGCCGGAGCUCCUCCGCCGGCCUGCUUCCUCCUCCCCACCGGCCUGCUCCCACGUCGCCCGUCGUCCCCAUCUUCCACCUCACGCCCCGCUGCCACUCCCCUACCGGCAAUGUGAGCCCCGCCGCCGCGCUCGUCUUCGCGCGAGCACCUCUCGCUCCUCCUCUCCCCUCUGCUCCAGUCACCGAAUCCGACCGUGUCGUCGUCCGCGCCGUGGCCCUAGUGCCGUCCCCGAUGGCCACCGGCCCCGCGCUGCUUCGCCCCCGCCGGCGCCCUCUGCGGCUGCUGCUGCCGCCCACGACCGCCACGCUCGUCGACAACCUUGGCCUCACUGCCGCACACCCGUGCCGACCACGCCCGAGGCGCUCGCGCCUACGGCCGCGCCCGCCGGACGGCGCCCACAUCCGCCCCGUUCCUGCGCCCCACCCCUUGCGCCGGCGACGCCGCCAUACCCACGGCCAACUCCGGCGCUGUGGCCGCCGUGCCUUGCUCCUGCCCCUCGCCCCGCCCUGUUGCGGUGGCCUUACCCCGCCGCGCGCCGGCGGCCUCGCCACGCCGUGGCUGGCGCGCCCCCUCUGCCUGUCGAUCUGGGCGCUCGCCCAGUCGGGCGCCGACGCCCACGCCCGCGUCCGCUAG
Aegilops tauschii subsp. strangulata is the source of this 642-nucleotide messenger RNA. NCBI's taxonomy places the organism in Eukaryota, Viridiplantae, Streptophyta, Magnoliopsida, Poales, Poaceae. The record is from RefSeq and is a predicted model, not a curated record.